CUUUCAUUAAACAUCUCACCGCCGUUUUGUAUCGAGAUGACUGCACGAAAAAGCCUGAGACUUAAAGAAGUCACCCUUGAAGAUGUACCCGUUCUCACAGAGGUAUGGUUCGCAGCUUUUACCGAUCCUGGAAUCCGGCGCAUCUGGCCUGAUACACCGGCCGUACGCAACUGGUGGACCGAAGGCAAUCGUCACGACUUGAUCCAUAAACCGUUUCAACGCUACGUCAAAGUUGUCGAUCCAGACUCUAAAGAUGUUAAUGGCCGUCCGCGGAUCGCGGCUUUUGCCAAGUGGGAUACUUCGAUGCCCCACAAGCGGGGUCGACGAUAUCCAGCAUGGACUGAGGAUCAGCCUGGUCAAGUCUGUGACGAGUUCAUUGCCAAGGAGGAAGCGGAAAGACUCCGCGUUAUGGGAGACCAGAAGCACUACUGUAAGGGGCCACUCGGACCUUGUACCCCGGAUCUGCUAACCGCAAUUCAUCUAGAUCUCGAUACGUUGGUCACGCAUCCUGACUAUCAACGCUGUGGAGCUGGCUCAAUGCUUAUGAAAUUUGGCUGUGAUCUAGCAGACAAGGACGGAGUUGCAGCGUAUGUGGAUGCAAGCAAGUCUGGGGCCGGACUUUACAAACGGUUUGGGUUUGUGGAUGAGAGCUUACCUGGUUCUGGCGACGUCGCUUCCAUGGCUCGACGAUAACGCCCGUCGGUCUUUGCAACCUGAGCUGUGCCACUGCAACGUUGUAAUGCUCAAAAAUUAUUGAAUAAAGCAUAAACUAGUUAUAUACUGAAGUUGAAGCUAAUGCCCUUUGAC
Molecule: messenger RNA, 807 nt
Organism: Fusarium oxysporum Fo47
Lineage: Eukaryota; Fungi; Ascomycota; Sordariomycetes; Hypocreales; Nectriaceae
Exons: 1
Coding region: 37-693 (218 amino acids)
Molecular function (GO): acyltransferase activity, transferring groups other than amino-acyl groups
Source: RefSeq, a predicted model, not a curated record